Messenger RNA from Medicago truncatula (barrel medic), 3130 nucleotides. Its product is annotated as pentatricopeptide repeat-containing protein DOT4, chloroplastic. Bases 44 to 2653 code for a protein of 869 amino acids. Gene Ontology annotation, biological process: RNA modification. The transcript has a single exon. The record is from RefSeq and is a predicted model, not a curated record. NCBI's taxonomy places the organism in Eukaryota, Viridiplantae, Streptophyta, Magnoliopsida, Fabales, Fabaceae. Gene Ontology annotation, molecular function: protein binding; RNA binding; zinc ion binding.
UAGCAUCAUUCUCGUCACUGUCUUGGUCUUUGGAUAGACAACAAUGUCAUCUGUGUCGAAAACUAUACCAAUCUCUUCACCUUAUCACACUCAUAAAACCACUUCAAAUUACGCAAAAAAAUCUCAUAACCGCUUCAUCUUCUUCAAACAACCUCGUAGAACAUGUCUUCUACAUUCCACUGUCUGUGUCUCUCCAUCUUUCACCAACACCACUCACAGCGUAACCCAAAACCAAAAUGCAAAAAUUAACAAAUUCUGCGAAAUGGGUGAUCUUAGAAAUGCUAUUGAAUUACUCACAAAGUCAAAAAGCUAUGAACUUGGGUUGAAUAGUUACUGUUCCGUUUUGCAGCUUUGUGCUGAGAAGAAAUCUUUGGAAGAUGGAAAAAGGGUUCAUUCUGUUAUUAUUUCUAAUGGAAUUUCAGUUGACGAGGCUUUAGGAGCUAAACUAGUGUUUAUGUAUGUGAAUUGCGGUGAUUUGGUUCAAGGGAGAAAAAUAUUUGAUAAGAUUAUGAAUGAUAAGGUUUUUCUUUGGAAUCUUUUGAUGUCUGAAUAUGCAAAGAUUGGUAAUUUUAGAGAAAGUGUGAGUCUUUUUAAGAAAAUGCAGAAGUUGGGAGUUGUAGGGAAUUGUUAUACAUUUACCUGUGUGUUGAAGUGUUUUGCUGCAUUGGGAAAAGUAAAGGAGUGUAAAAGGGUUCAUGGGUAUGUUUUGAAAUUAGGAUUUGGGUCUAAUACUGCUGUUGUUAACUCUUUGAUUGCUGCUUAUUUCAAAUUUGGUGGAGUUGAGAGUGCACAUAAUCUGUUUGAUGAAUUGAGUGAACCAGAUGUUGUUUCGUGGAAUUCUAUGAUAAAUGGUUGUGUUGUGAAUGGCUUUUCUGGAAAUGGACUUGAAAUUUUCAUUCAGAUGCUGAUUUUGGGGGUUGAGGUGGAUUUGACCACUUUGGUUAGUGUUCUUGUGGCUUGUGCAAAUAUUGGGAAUCUUUCACUUGGUAGAGCUCUUCAUGGUUUUGGAGUGAAAGCUUGUUUUAGUGAGGAAGUUGUGUUUAGCAAUACUUUACUAGACAUGUAUUCAAAAUGUGGUAAUUUAAAUGGCGCAACUGAAGUUUUUGUGAAGAUGGGUGACACAACUAUUGUUUCUUGGACUUCAAUUAUUGCUGCUUAUGUACGAGAAGGUCUAUACAGUGAUGCUAUUGGAUUAUUCGAUGAAAUGCAAAGCAAGGGUGUUAGGCCAGAUAUUUAUACUGUCACAAGCAUUGUUCAUGCUUGUGCUUGUAGCAGCUCUUUGGAUAAAGGAAGGGAUGUACACAGUUAUGUUAUAAAGAAUGGCAUGGGGUCGAAUUUGCCUGUCACUAACGCUCUCAUCAACAUGUAUGCAAAAUGUGGAAGCGUGGAAGAAGCUCGUUUAGUUUUCUCUAAAAUUCCAGUUAAGGACAUUGUCUCAUGGAAUACAAUGAUCGGAGGUUAUUCACAAAAUUUACUUCCCAAUGAAGCUCUAGAACUUUUUUUGGACAUGCAAAAACAAUUUAAGCCAGAUGACAUUACAAUGGCUUGUGUACUUCCAGCUUGUGCAGGAUUAGCAGCUCUAGACAAAGGCAGAGAGAUACAUGGUCACAUAUUAAGAAGAGGGUACUUUUCAGAUUUGCAUGUAGCAUGUGCACUUGUUGAUAUGUAUGCCAAAUGUGGGCUACUUGUUCUAGCACAACUACUUUUCGAUAUGAUUCCUAAAAAAGAUUUGAUUUCAUGGACUGUUAUGAUAGCUGGAUAUGGCAUGCAUGGAUUUGGAAACGAGGCAAUUUCCACUUUCAACGAGAUGAGGAUUGCAGGUAUCGAGCCCGACGAGUCCUCCUUUUCCGCGAUACUUAAUGCUUGCAGUCAUUCUGGAUUACUUAAUGAGGGUUGGAAAUUCUUUAACUCCAUGAGAAAUGAAUGCGGCGUCGAACCAAAGUUAGAACACUAUGCCUGCGUGGUGGAUCUCCUUGCCCGGAUGGGAAAUCUAUCAAAGGCUUACAAGUUCAUUGAGUCGAUGCCAAUUAAACCAGAUACUACAAUUUGGGGUGUCUUGCUUUCUGGGUGUAGGAUCCAUCAUGACGUGAAGCUAGCAGAAAAAGUGGCAGAACAUAUUUUUGAGCUAGAGCCAGACAACACAAGGUAUUAUGUUGUUCUAGCUAAUGUAUAUGCAGAAGCAGAAAAAUGGGAAGAAGUGAAAAAGUUGCGAAAAAGGAUGCAAAAAAGGGGAUUUAAACAGAAUCCAGGUUGUAGUUGGAUCGAAGUCGGAGGAAAGUUUAAUAUCUUUGUCGCUGGGAACAGUAAGCACCCUCAAGCGAAAAAGAUAGACGUGUUGCUGAGUAAAUUGACAAUGCAAAUGCAGAAUGAAGAUUACUCUAGUAUGUUCAGGUAUGUAUUGAUUAAUGAAGAUGAUAUGGAGAAGGAAAUGAUUCAAUGUGGACACAGUGAAAAGUCAGCAAUGGCGUUCGGUAUAUUAAAUUUACCGCCUGGGAGGACUGUUAGGGUAUCGAAGAAUCGAAGAGUAUGUGGGGACUGUCAUGAGAUGGGGAAGUUCAUGUCCAAGACAACAAAGAUGGAAAUUGUAUUGAGAGAUUCAAACCGGUUUCACCAUUUCAAGGAUGGUUUGUGUUCUUGCAGAGGUUUCUGGUAAAUCAUUAGAAAAAAUCAAUAGUGUGGAAGUCUUCCAUUAUCAAUUUAUUCUCCUAUUCUAGGAUAGUACAUACUUUCCAAUCACAUUUUUCUUACUGGUGUAAGAUGCCUUGUAGAUUAGUAUAUAUAGUAUAGGGUGAGAUGAAAGUAUCUGCAGAAUCAGUGGUUUAGACUUUCGACUAUGCAAAUCGACCAUAUGAUUAUGCAAUUCAAUCUCAAUUCAAUGAUACAGAUGCGUUUAUUGCCGCAAUGGCGGGGUUUGACGAAUCCAGAGAAUCUGCAUCCAGUAUCGGUUGCUUUUUGGAUUCCAAAUUCCAUUUCUGUCAAUGCUUGCCACUCAUAAUGAGAAUGGACUCGUAAAUGCUAUUUAAAAUAUAAAUUGAGGAAUUCAGUGCUGCAUGCAGAAAUUUUUUUAUUUAUGAUUUUGUAACAAUAUCUGAAGAUUCUCUCUCAAAUUAUGAAAUGGGUCGUUGAGAUA